This is a messenger RNA of Cornus florida, 1148 nucleotides long. RefSeq lists its product as uncharacterized. The record is from RefSeq and is a predicted model, not a curated record. The coding region runs from base 141 to 884 and encodes 247 amino acids. Lineage: Eukaryota; Viridiplantae; Streptophyta; Magnoliopsida; Cornales; Cornaceae. The transcript has a single exon.
GGAACUUCCACCAACUACUUUUUAAAAUCAAAGUCGUCCUCCUCUCUACAAAACUGAAAACAACCACCCUCCUCCUCACCAAAGCCACCUCUCAACUUCCUUCCCCUUCCUCCCUCAACUUCCUUCCCCUUCCUCUCAAAAUGGCAACACCUUAUUUAGCAGAGAAUCCAAUCAAAUCCAACAAAUUCAAAGACUAUCCACAAAAGGCGAAUGGGAUAUCCAGAUCAUUUCUUCUAUCCAUUUUCAUCUAUAUUUCCAUAUUCUAUUUCUUCAAUCUCUCUCCUUCCACCCUAUUCAACACCACCAAAUUCUGGUUCUUCAUUUCCAACACUCUCAUUCUCAUCAUCGCCGCGGAUUCCGGUGCCUUCUCUUCAUCCAAAAAUCAAGGCCUCUACGAGGAGUAUGUGAAGCACAGUCACAGUCGAGUAAGCAGCUCUUCUUCAUUCGAAUCCCAGUACCCUGAAAUCGUCGAGAAAAGCAAUAUUAUUCCACAAAAGGAGCUAAUUGCAAUUGAAAAUUCACAAGAGAAGAAAGAGAUCAUUGCUGUUCACGAGAGAGAAUCCCCGGAAAAAAAUGGCGAAUUAUUGGAAAACUCAAAUUCAGAAAUGGCACCAAAAAUCGACAAUGAAGCUCGUGAAAAGAAGAAGAAUGAAACAAGGUUUGUUCGAAGUGUGUCUGAUAAAGCUAUUCCUGUCAAAGAAAAUGAUAAUCACAUUGUUCUUCGAAGGUCGGAAACUGAAAAGCGCGAACCAAAUGAGAAAUCAGAAGAUGAAUUUUCAGAAAUGUCAGAUGAAGAACUUAAUAAAAGAGUUGAGGAGUUUAUUCAAAGAUUUAACAGACAGAUCCGACUUCAAGCAGCAGAAAGAAAAUUCCACCAAAUUUAAAAAAUCCACAAAAUUAAGAAAAUGAGGAGAUAUUUGAUGUCUCCUUUCUUAUGUUUUUGUUUUAGUUAAAUCUUGUCUUCUACUUUGUAUAUAUUUUAGUAGUUGAGUGUAAAUGUUUUAUACUUUUGUCAGGCAAGUUUUUUUUUAUCUCUCUCUCUCUCUCUCUCUCUCUCGCUCUUUCAAUCUAAUGAUAAAUUAAUGAACCUUGUUUUCAUCCACAGCAUGUUAUUGAUGAAAAACACAAUAAGAUACACAACCUCGUUU